Molecule: messenger RNA, 3198 nt
Organism: Diatraea saccharalis (sugarcane borer)
Lineage: Eukaryota; Metazoa; Arthropoda; Insecta; Lepidoptera; Crambidae
Source: the annotation of a GenBank genome assembly
AUGUAUGAAAAUUUAAAUUACCUGGUGGCGGUGUACGGGGCCAGUGCCUGCGCUAUCUCGUGCUUCCUGCGGCCGGUGGCGGAGUCCCGGCCGGAGUCCCGGCGGGACCUCACCUAUAGUUACCUGGUGGCGGUGUACGGGGCCAGUGCCUGCGCUAUCUCGUGCUUCCUGCGCCCGGUGGCGGAGUCCCGGCCGAAGUCCCGGCGGGACCUCACCUAUAGUUACCUGGUGGCGGUGUACGGGGCCAGUGCCUGCGCUAUCUCGUGUUUCCUGCGCCCGGUGGCGGAGUCCCGGCGGGACCUCACCUAUAGUUACCUGGUGGCGGUGUACGGGGCCAGUGCCUGCGCUAUCUCGUGUUUCCUGCGCCCGGUGGCGGAGUCCCGGCGGGACCUCACCUAUAGUUACCUGGUGGCGGUGUACGGGGCCAGUGCCUGCGCUAUCUCGUGCUUCCUGCGCCCGGUGGCGGAGUCCCGGCCGAAGUCCCGGCGGGACCUCAUCUAUAGUUACCUGGUGGCGGAGUACGGGGCCAGUGCCUGCGCUAUCUCAUGCUUCCUGCGCCCGGUGGCGGAGUCCCGGCCGAAGUCCCGGCGGGACCUCACCUAUAGUUACCUGGUGGCGGUGUACGGGGCCAGUGCCUGCGCUAUCUCGUGCUUCCUGCGCCCGGUGGCGGAGUCCCGGCCGAAGUCCCGGCGGGACCUCACCUAUAGUUACCUGGUGGCGGUGUACGGGGCCAGUGCCUGCGCUAUCUCGUGCUUCCUGCGCCCGGUGGCGGAGUCCCGGCCGAAGUCCCGGCGGGACCUCACCUAUAGUUACCUGGUGGCGGUGUACGGGGCCAGUGCCUGCGCUAUCUCGUGCUUCCUGCGCCCGGUGGCGGAGUCCCGGCCGAAGUCCCGGCGGGACCUCACCUAUAGUUACCUGGUGGCGGUGUACGGGGCCAGUGCCUGCGCUAUCUCGUGCUUCCUGCGCCCGGUGGCGGAGUCCCGGCCGAAGUCCCGGCGGGACCUCACCUAUAGUUACCUGGUGGCGGUGUACGGGGCCAGUGCCUGCGCUAUCUCGUGCUUCCUGCGCCCGGUGGCGGAGUCCCGGCCGAAGUCCCGGCGGGACCUCACCUAUAGUUACCUGGUGGCGGUGUACGGGGCCAGUGCCUGCGCUAUCUCGUGCUUCCUGCGCCCGGUGGCGGAGUCCCGGCCGAAGUCCCGGCGGGACCUCACCUAUAGUUACCUGGUGGCGGUGUACGGGGCCAGUGCCUGCGCUAUCUCGUGCUUCCUGCGCCCGGUGGCGGAGUCCCGGCCGAAGUCCCGGCGGGACCUCACCUAUAGUUACCUGGUGGCGGUGUACGGGGCCAGUGCCUGCGCUAUCUCGUGCUUCCUGCGCCCGGUGGCGGAGUCCCGGCCGAAGUCCCGGCGGGACCUCACCUAUAGUUACCUGGUGGCGGUGUACGGGGCCAGUGCCUGCGCUAUCUCGUGCUUCCUGCGCCCGGUGGCGGAGUCCCGGCCGGAGUCCCGGCGGGCGCUGGACGCGGGCCGGGAGGCGCCCUCGGUGAUGCACGCCACUUCGGACGAUACAGGUGUCGAUGAUUUCUGUUCCUAAUUAUUAAAACAUUAAUUAAAACUCAAAUAUAACAACUAAUGUUAAUCGGUCAGUUGCACGAACACAAAACUUUUAAGCUCUAAUGAAUGUCAAAUUUGUAUGGGUAAUGUCACUUUAAACUAAUGAAAAUCUUAAUGAACGUUUAUGCAACUCGCUGAAUAUCGUAAAUGUUACCCUAUGUAUGUAUUGUGAUAUCAAUGUAUGAAUAAUAGGAAGGAAAACGUAUUUUUGUUUGUUCGUCUGUCAGGAAGGAUAUUGAAGGAUAUUAAACAUAUUCUUUGUGAGUAAUUAAUUAAUGAGGUAGUAUUUUAAAAAAAAAAGUAGUUCCCGAAAUCAAACUAGAUGGGGCUCCGGUACGUUCUUGAUUUCUCCAUGACAACCCUUCCGGUUUUCUUUCAUGUAUAAAAGUAAAUUAGUUUUCAAAACUCAAUAAACAACUCAUAUUCUAUUUGUACUGUUUCGUAUUUGUAUUGAUAUCUAAGUUUCGAACUUUGCAAAUUUCAGUUUUUUAAUAUGUUAGUUAAAAGGAACGGAAAUGACUGUCUUUGGUCCAUUCGUUUCCUGCAAAAAUCAACUUUUGCUAGAGUCGCCAUCUAGAGGAGGUGCUUUUUUAAUGCUUUUCUUUUUUUUUAAAAGCAUUAUAAAUAACUUUACUUCUUAAAAUUACUUCUUCUUACUUCUUAAAACAUGGGACAUUUUAUGUCCCAUGACGUCACUCUUCUGUACACAUUUUCUAUAAAAACUGCGACGUAUCGAGCCCCUGUCAACUUCAAUGCCUGUUAUCUAAGCUAUUUCUUGUUAAAUUGAAGUUAAAAAAAUACGUAUCUUUUUAAUAUUUUUCUAUUAUCUUACUGACGAACUAAAUAGAAUUUCUUUUUUUUUACUCAGCAGUUAUCCCUAUUUGCGUUACCAAUAUAUGUGUAUAGUAUUGGGCAGGGGUGGCCAACCUGUUUAGGCCCAAUAUCGACUUUUCACUGACGACCCCAGUACGACUUACCAAUAACUUCUUAAAAUCUUAAAUGAAACAGCAUAGUUCGUACACAAUUGUGUAGCAUUUAGAUUUAAUUUAUAUUUUUUGAAUUACCACGAUCGACUGGACUAAUAGUCGCGAUCUACUGGUCGAUCGCGAUCGACUGGUUGGCCACCCAUGGUAUAGGGCGUGUUACUUAUUUGUUAGCAAUACCCUGAUAAUCACUGCAUAGUAUAAAACAAAGUCCCUGCCUCUGUCCCUAUAUGCGUAAAUGUAUGCUUAAAUCUUUAAAACUACGCAACGGAUUUUGAUGCGGUUUGUUUUCAUAGAUAGGGUGAUUCGAAAGGAAGGUUUUUAUGUAUAAUACAAGAGUACGCGGGCGAAGCCGUUGGCGGUAAGCUAGUUUGAUGUAUUUUCAAGAUCUGACUGUUGUACUAAUUGUCUUGCCCUACAGGGUCAUAUGUCCACAUGUUGAGACUUGUACCAUCUGUUCAAUGUUACAUGUGGUGACAAUAAACGAUCGAGUAUUGAGAAAAAGAACACUUGUAUUAGACUCACAACCUUUGCACUUUUGUUUUUUUGUUUCGUUCUCUCUAUCUCUCUUUCUCUCUGUGUGUGGUAUGUUUGCGUGUGUGUGA